Molecule: messenger RNA, 1491 nt
Organism: Suillus plorans
Lineage: Eukaryota; Fungi; Basidiomycota; Agaricomycetes; Boletales; Suillaceae
Product: cytochrome P450
Exons: 11
Coding region: 1-1491 (496 amino acids)
Molecular function (GO): heme binding; oxidoreductase activity, acting on paired donors, with incorporation or reduction of molecular oxygen; monooxygenase activity
Source: RefSeq, a predicted model, not a curated record
AUGAUGCUGGAAGCUCUCACCGGGAAUACCAACUAUGCCGCUUGUGUCGCCAUAGUCGUAGCGGUGCUCGUCGUAACAUACAAGAAAUUCUCGCUAGCGCACAGGAAGGGCAUCCAGCUUCCACCUGGACCUCCCGCCCGUUGGUUCUGGAGAAACGCUUUGCCUACUGUGAACAUUGCCUGUACGCUGACCGACUUGGUUCGAGAGUAUGGGCCGGUUGUGUCGUUCCGACAAGGUAGCAAAGUGAUAAUCGUCAUCGGCGGCGUGGAGGCAGCCGAAGACAUCAUGGAGAAAGAAGGUGCAUCACUGGUAGAUCGACCUCGGUCCAUUGCCGCGGGUGAAAUGCUCUCAAAUGGAAUGAGCCUCACCAUGGCCGGCGCCGGAGAACGCUUCAGGCGCCUCCGAAAAGCAAUACAUCCUCAUUUACAGCCAAAGGCAGCAGAGGCAUACCAAGAUAUGCUGCACGAGAACGCGAUGGAUUUUAUAUUGGAUGUACUGAAUGACCCAACAAACUAUGAAAAGCACACACAGCGGUUUGCAUCAUCAAUCGUUCUUCGGGUGACUUAUGGGAAGUCUGCGCCCACUGCCAUCGCCAAUCCCGAAUUUGUUCGUCUCUGCAGAGUCGUUGACAAUUUCCAGUCUGUAAUUCGCCCAGGAGCUUAUCUUGUCGAUCGGGUUCCCCUUUUGCGCUACUUGCCUGGUUACGGAAAACAAAUUUACAAGUGGCACAAUGAAGAGCUUGAGUUAUUUAGGUAUCAUCUAAGGCGCGUCAAGAGUGAAGUGGAUGAAAACAAAGCUGACCCCUCUUUGACGAAGGCAUUGUUGGAGAACACCGAAGAACACCAACUCUCUACGGAUGAGAUGGCGUAUCUCGCCGGAACACUCUUUGGGGCGGGAUUUGAUACGGCAAGCGAUGCAACUUAUUAUCGUUAUUGCAAUUACCACUAUUAUUAUGGCUGUGGCGUGCCACCCACUCGCCCAGGCAAAGCGCCGACAUUUAAUGACUCAAGCUCGCUCCCUCAAUUGCACGCGUUCAUAUUGGAAGCUUUGAGAUGGAGACCUGUCGUUCAGAUAGGAUUUCCCCACCGUGCAACCAAGGAUGUUUUGUGGAAAGGACACUGUAUUCCCAAAGGAGCAACGGUCUACGGCUGCCAUUGGGCUCUUUCUCGCGAUCCUAUCGCCUUCCCAGAUCCUGAAAUAUUCAAUCCCCAGCGUUGGUUUGAUUCAGAAGGCCGCCUUAAGGACAAUAAUGCGAGGUUCAUCACGUAUGGCUUUGGUAGACGUGUAUGUCCUGGCCUGCACUUCACAAAUCACGCGUUGUACAUUAUCACCGCACUUCUCAUGUGGUCUUUCCGCAUUGCUCAACGACCUGACGCACCGAUCAACACGUACGCUUUCAGUGACCGCGUCACUCCCCAUGCAGAGCCAUUUGAAAUCAACGUCAUUCCCCGGGUAGAGGUCGCGAAGCUGAGAGCGGCCAUGGCAGGCUGA